Sycon ciliatum is the source of this 2241-nucleotide messenger RNA. RefSeq lists its product as uncharacterized. The record is from RefSeq and is a predicted model, not a curated record. The transcript has 3 exons. Gene Ontology annotation, molecular function: serine-type endopeptidase activity. The coding region runs from base 115 to 2082 and encodes 655 amino acids. Lineage: Eukaryota; Metazoa; Porifera; Calcarea; Leucosolenida; Sycettidae. Gene Ontology annotation, biological process: proteolysis.
UGAUCAGUUCGUUACCAAACAAGCCACGAGUCGGGUCACCUGGGGAUUGUUGUUUGGCCGGACCUGUGAACAACAACUCCGUCCCCUCACAGGUAAAGACUGCGGCGAGUAAACAUGGUUUCCGUGAAGUCUGAUCUCAGAGCGCUCGCUGUGAUACGUCUCUCACUCGGAUUAGUGAUCUUCGGCACAAGUGUGGUCACCGCUACGGAAGGUACCAAUCAUGUUUGCGAGAACUUGCCGACCAUACAGUUCGGGAGACCGUCCACACAUCAACCAGCCAGCAAACACUACCGUCCUGAAGAGCACGUGGCAUUUGUGUGCCAAGCGGGCUUCAAGUUUAAUCCGAACUUCAACACGGUCACGUGUAACAGCAACGGCAGCUGGUCUCAGCCUCCCAACUGUGAGCCGGCACAGUGCACAUGGCACACGGCACAGCCCAGCGGCGGUGUGUUCAUGAUCCGGCAGGCCAUCCACGAUCUACACGCGCACCAGCUAGUGCAGCUGAACUCAUACAACUUGCCCGCUGUGGAUAGGCCCUAUCUAUAUAGCUCAGUCGUGAUUCUCACAUGCCAGCGUGGCUUUGUCUUGGUGGACAAGUCCAUCACAUCAACACGCUGCCAGGCUAACGAACAGUGGACCACACCAUUGCCAGCAUGCAAGAAGAUCUUCUGCACCGUACCGUCAUUCCCACCAAACACUCUCCGUGGCAUUGGCUACAGUAGUCAAUACCGGCCAGGUUCCCGUGUACCACUGGAAAGCGUGAUUCGUACGCAGUGCCAGCCCGGGUAUGCAGCCGGUGGUAUCAACGCAGCAGUGCAGUAUCAACAGUGCAGGGAGAACAACCAGUGGAGUCCCAUUGAGCGGUGCGUUCUCGUUACAUGUCCGCCACCACCGAUAGUGGCCAACGCCUCCCCGAUACAGGCACGGGCAAAUUACUCGUCCGGUGAUUACGCCACAUAUGUGUGCAACCCCGGAUACAGGUUUUCAACCGGGUUCCGAGCCAGGUCACUAUGCACUGGCAAAGGGACGUGGUAUCGCAUUGAACCAUGUCAACGCGUCACCUGUCCGCGCUUGUCCAUACCACUCAAUGGCCAGGUACUGCUCAGCAAAAAGACUGCCGUAGUCGGUACCGAGGCAAGCUACUCCUGUCAUUCUGGCGCAGUGUUGAUCGGCAGCGACAGCCGGCAUUGCAGCUGGGAUGGGACGUGGACCGGAACAGAUCCGACAUGCAUCGAUUGCCAAGAUGUGAUCGGCAAUGCAAGCUCACUGCAAGGCCAACAACCGACAAUGCAGCAGCCAUUCCGAUGGCAAGUGGCACUCUGGACCAAGCGACCGCACAAGGGCACGCCAAACUUGAUCUGCCCCGGCGCCCUGAUCCACAAGCGCUUUGUGAUCGUCGCCGCGUACUGUCUGCAGAACGUCACGCAGUACGAGCUGCGUGCAGAGCAGGUGGUUGUUCGCUAUGGAGACAUGACACGGUCAGCAUUUCAGCGGUCAAUCUGGGCAGUGCAUCUCCAACCAGGCAGCACGCCUGCUGCUACUACCGGUAGUACGGGCGGCGGCAGCGGAGACGGUAGUAAGCUGGCGGUGCUCGUCCUGCAUAAGAGAAUCCGACUGGGCAGAGAGGUGUCCGCUACACCAAGCCUGCAAGUGGACAUGGCAACAAUGACAUGCCUGACGUCGGCACAAAGCACUGCCGUCGUCAGCCAGUUGUCACAGGAUGCAGGUCGAAUUCAUCACCACCCGCAGCGCGUACGAAUUGAGCGAUGUCCGAGCACGCUGACAAGUCCCAGUUCAGCCUGCCUGAGCAGUGUAGCGGGGCGGGUGUGCCAGCGUGCACCAGGUGGACUUGUGGUCUCGUACGAUGGCCGCAGGUGCAGCAAGGGUGACAGCAGUAGCAGCAGCAGCUGCUGGGUACUGACUGGAAUACUAAACCGAACACCAACCAGGCAGGCAUGCCAAUCGCAUUCGGCUGUCACGUGGCUCCAAUCAUCGACCACCUGGCUUAAUCAAAUCAUCAAAUGCGAGCAAGCCAGCAGCAGAGAGGCACCAGGGGCCUCAACCUGCAAGUGUAAGCAGUAAACAAGUCGCGGUAACUCGCCCAAACUCUGGUCUGCAAACAUUUUAAUUCCUAUCACAGAUUUCUUCAGGGUUCAUCUAUUCUACAAACUACCAAUAUGACGCAAACGAACUGUCUAACAAUAAGGACUGAUUGACAAAAGCAAUUGUCUAAGGCCAAAA